Messenger RNA from Thunnus maccoyii (southern bluefin tuna), 3063 nucleotides. RefSeq names its product SWI/SNF related, matrix associated, actin dependent regulator of chromatin, subfamily d, member 2 (gene smarcd2). Gene Ontology annotation, cellular component: SWI/SNF complex; nucleus. The transcript has 14 exons. Gene Ontology annotation, biological process: regulation of transcription by RNA polymerase II. Bases 234 to 1757 code for a protein of 507 amino acids. Lineage: Eukaryota; Metazoa; Chordata; Actinopteri; Scombriformes; Scombridae. The record is from RefSeq and is a predicted model, not a curated record.
AAGGCAGCAUCUGGCAUUGUGUGUGUGUGGGCAGUUGCGAAAAUACUUGGUAUUGCUUUAGACACUCACUUUGUUGGAAGUCAUGCAUUAACAUGUUUUUCAAUAGCCUCAUAAUGAAAUAGCUAACUUCAUUAGCCAGUGACAGAUAUCAAGACAUAAGGGGCGUUAAAGGAGAUGACAAAGAACAGAAAACAAGCAGUUGUAGGUGGAGGCAAAUCCCGGAACUUGAAACGAUGGCAUCAAGAGGAGGCGGCUUCACGGGUCUUACCAUGAAUCCAGCUGUGAACCCCAUGAAUGUUGGUCAUUCUGCGGGCAUGAGGAUGCCAGGAAUGCCGCAAACUCCGGCGGGAUACUCCCGGACCAUGACCAACAUACCCCAGUACCCCCAGCGCCCAGGGAUGCCACCCAACAGAGUAGGGGGCCCCAUGGGGUCAAUGGGAGGUCAGCUCCCCGGUCCUUCUUAUGGUGUUGGGAACAUGACCAUGCGGCCAGGCAUGGGGCCUCCAUCCAUGGACGCCUCCAGGAAGCGGUUCCUUCAUCAUCAACAGCAGCAGCAGCAGCAGCAACAAGAGGCGCUGGGAGGAGGCCUAAGACGAGGGGCAAAAAGACGCAAGAUGGCUGACAAGGUUCUCCCACAGAGGAUCCGAGACCUUGUCCCAGAGUCCCAGGCCUACAUGGACCUCUUGGCUUUUGAGAGGAAACUGGAUCAAACCAUCGCCCGUAAGCGCAUGGAGAUACAGGAGGCCAUCAAGAAGCCCAUUAUGCAAAAGCGCAAGCUCAGGAUCUACAUUUCUAACACGUACACCCCAAGCAAGCCUGACGGCGAGGAGGCGGAGAAGGUGUCCUCCUGGGAACUGAGAGUGGAGGGCAAACUCCUGGAGGAACCCGGCAAGCAGAAGAGGAAGUUCUCAUCUUUUUUCAAGAGCCUGGUGAUUGAGCUUGAUAAGGAGCUCUAUGGACCUGACAACCACUUAGUAGAGUGGCAUAGAAUGCCCACCACUCAGGAGACAGAUGGUUUCCAGGUCAAAAGGCCUGGCGACGUGAAUGUCAAAUGCACCCUGCUGCUCAUGCUCGACCAUCAGCCACCUCAGUACAAACUGGAUCCACGUCUGGCUCGUCUGCUGGGUGUGCACACACAGACACGGGCCAGCAUCAUGCAAGCCCUUUGGCUGUAUAUCAAGAACAACAAGCUUCAAGAUAGUCACGAGAAGGAGUACAUCAACUGCAACCGCUAUUUCAGACAGAUCUUUGGCUGUUCUCGUAUGAGGUUCUCUGAGAUUCCCAUGAAACUGGCUGGGCUGCUUCAGCACCCUGACCCCAUCAUUAUCAAUCACAUGAUUAGCGUGGACCCCACAGAUCAGAAGAAGACCGCAUGCUAUGACAUUGAUGUGGAGGUGGACGACCCACUGAAGGGCCAGAUGAACAGUUUCUUGUCCUCCACAACCAACCAGCAGGAAAUUGCUGCACUGGAGAUGAAGAUACAUGAGACUAUUGAGUACAUUAAUCAGCUGAAGACAGAGAGAGACUUCAUGCUGAGCUUCAGCAAUAAUCCACAGGACUUCAUCCAGGACUGGCUGAAGUCCCAGAGCAGGGAUCUGAAGUUGAUGACAGAUGUGACAGGGAACCCAGAGGAGGAGAGGAGGACUGAGUUCUACCAGGCGCCCUGGGUGCCAGAGGCAGUGGGCAGAUAUGUUUACUCCAAAGUGCAGCAGAGAAGACAAGAGUUGGAGCAGGUGUUGGGCAUCCGACUCACCUAAAAACAUUUUCCCAGAGGUUUACUCUUCACAUGUUAAUGUCUGCUCAAUCAAAAUUGGAAAUAGCUUGAAGCAAUCAAGCUAAUGUUGCAGCUCAAAUGUUUACAAAACCAUCCUCAUGGAUAUGGUAUGAGAUACCAGCUUCUAAGUGAGAUACAUAUCUUUGUUGUCCCAUAGAUAAUAAUUCUAAAGUCAACAGAGUACAUGGGACCAAAGUGAUGAUUUACAUGGUCUUAAUAAUAUGUUUGCCUUGCAUUGUCUUUUAUUUUGAGCCUGUUCAAAUAAUCGCUGCCUUGUUUUGCAAUAUAUUUUGUUUAUGGUACAAUAUGCUUAAAAGGUUUUAAGCAUUGGUGCUGUCUAGGUGUCUUUCACCAUCAUUUUGUAUGCUAAUUUGAAAGGGUGUCUGUUUACCUCCACAUUUGAAAGCCAUACCUUUAAGAUAGGAAGAAUACCUGAUGUCUGGUAAUGUCAAUAAGCAAGAAUUGGGAGGCAUGAUAGAAUUAAGUAGUCCAAAAUAUAUAUCCAUACUGAAAACAUUUUUACACCAUACAUUUAGAAAAUUUGGAUUAUAUCCUCAGAAAAGCAAAGUAAUUCUUAAAUUGUUUUACGACGUGGAACUGAUAAGGAGUUUUUAUGCCAACAAUAGUUUUACAAGUUAAGGUGCUGUUGUUUUUCUUAUUGUAGAUAUAUCAGUUGAAUUGAAACAUGUCUUUACUGUGUUAAACCAGGAUUUCCUGGAAAGCUCUCCUUUGGGAAAGGAUUGAGCUCUUUAUUUUGUACAAGGACAUGAGUCCAAUCUGUCCAGCUGUAAUUCACCAGCUUUUUUUGUACUUCUUGAAUGUUUACAUGUUUUUUUCAUUUGUUAUUUGAUGUGUUGUAUUGUUUUUAAUGCCAAGAAAGGGGUCUGUGGCGGGAUCUUUGGGUUGAAGAGUUCUUCCUGGAAGAACACAGUAGAUCCACACCUCCCAAGAAGAUUAACUGGUAUUAAUAAAAUAGGAAUGCAAACGUAGUGUGUCAACUAAACAUUGUACCAAAUUGUUGUAUACAGUUUAUCAGUUCAUUAGUUAACUUUUUGCUGAAAUGCUAUUUUGUUAUGAGAUUUCCAGAAUUUCUCUAGACAUUCCAUGUUAACAGAUAUCGCUGUGCCAAAUCUGUUAUGUGAAGAAGGCACUUAGAAUUUGAGAAAUGUUGCUGUCUUUUUUUGUACAGCCACUUUGUAAAAUAUUUGCAUGUUGUGUAUCAUCAAUCAAAGGCCUUUAUCUUUUAUACAUUUGGAGUAUUUUUCACAAUAAACAUACUUACAAAUGUU